UCAUAAAAAACUACAAAUCCCUAGUGAGUUUGGAGAAACCGUUUCACCGCCUGACUUUACAAUGCAAGCGCAGAGGUGACCCUUCCGUGCAGUCCAACUCUGAGCCGGGAGAACAGGCACAUCACACAGAAGCAUCUUCACCUCUUAGCUAAAAUGGCCGAACCAAUCCGUGUUGUGGUGACUGGCGCUGCUGGUCAGAUCGCCUACUCCCUGCUGUACAGCAUCGCAAAGGGAGAUGUGUUCGGGAAGGAGCAGCCCAUCACCCUGAUCCUCCUGGACAUCCCCCCCAUGCUGCCCGUGCUGGAGGGAGUCGUCAUGGAGCUGCAGGACUGCGCCCUCCCACUGCUGAGGGAGGUGAUCCCCACUGACACGGUGGAGGUCGGCUUCAAGGACAUCGACGCCGCCAUCUUGGUUGGCUCCAUGCCGAGGAAGGAGGGGAUGGAGAGGAAGGACCUGCUGAAGGCCAACGUGGCCAUCUUCAAGACUCAGGGCUCUGCUCUGGACAAGUACGCCAAGAAGACCGUCAAGGUCUUGGUUGUUGGAAACCCAGCGAACACUAACUGUCUGAUCGCCUCCAAAUCUGCUCCGUCCAUCCCCAAAGAGAACUUCUCCUGCCUGACCCGCCUGGACCACAACAGAGCCAGCUCCCAGGUGGCGAUGCGCUGCGGAGUUUCUGCGGACAAAGUGAAGAACGUGAUCAUCUGGGGGAACCACUCGUCCUCUCAGUACCCCGACGUGCACCACGCCAAGGUCACCGUCAAGGGAGUAGAGAAGGACGCCUACGACGCCGUGAAGGACGAGGCCUGGCUCCGAGGAGACUUCAUCUCCACGGUGCAGCUGCGCGGCGCCGCCGUCAUCAAAGCCCGUAAACUGUCCAGUGCCAUGUCCGCGGCCAAGGCCAUCUGCGACCACAUGAGGGACAUCUGGUUCGGCACCAAGAACGGUGAGUUCAUCUCCAUGGGUGUGUACGCCGGUGGAAACUCCUACGGCAUCCCAGAGGAUCUCAUCUACUCCUUCCCCAUCGAGAUCAAGAAUAAGACCUGGAAGAUGGUGGGCGGACUCCCCAUCAACGACUUCUCCCGCGCCAAGAUGGACGCCACAGCAGCUGAGCUGGUGGAGGAGAGAGACACCGCGAUGGACUUCCUGUCCCAGUGACUGACUCCCCCUGCUGGCCAACUGCAGCAACUUCACCUAGACCCCCAGAAGAGUUGCUGCUCGAAGCUCUGAAGAAGAAGAUGCUCUCCACUCGUAUUAACCGUCCCAGCUGCCCAGUGUGUGUUUGACAGAGUGUGUGUGUCACUUGGCCACUUCUUCUCCAGGUUUUCAGAAUAAACCUAUUUAACAACCACAACCUGGCCGUCUGCACCGAGAGAAUGUCUGUGUUGGUAGAUGAUAACGCACACUCGCUGUCCAGAAACUGUAACGGAUCAUGUUGUCACAAAUAAAACCACAAAGAAACUGACCCAACAAAAACA
Messenger RNA from Gymnodraco acuticeps, 1475 nucleotides. RefSeq names its product malate dehydrogenase, cytoplasmic-like. Gene Ontology annotation, cellular component: cytosol; mitochondrion. NCBI's taxonomy places the organism in Eukaryota, Metazoa, Chordata, Actinopteri, Perciformes, Bathydraconidae. Gene Ontology annotation, biological process: tricarboxylic acid cycle; oxaloacetate metabolic process; malate metabolic process. Bases 154 to 1155 code for a protein of 333 amino acids. The transcript has 9 exons. Gene Ontology annotation, molecular function: L-malate dehydrogenase (NAD+) activity. The record is from RefSeq and is a predicted model, not a curated record.